CAGAUGGCGCUGUCUGUAGUAAACAUAGCGGUUAUUCUAUGUUUUGCUUAUGGAAAAUUUGAUAUCGUUGUUCAUUAGAAACUUCUGUAAAUUUGCUUCUUGAAUUUGUGUAUUUAAUCAACAUCCUUUGUAUUUAAUAUUAAAAACCAAUCUUGUAUUUUGAAAAAUUUAAAAAGAAAAGGGUGGAAAAUGGGAUGUGAAGAAGAUGUAUUUAAAAUCGGCAAGAAAUUAGACAAGAUGGUUGCAAAUGGCGCCCAGGAGCAAGCUUUAGAUUUGCUGAAAGCUUUGAGAGAUCUUCCUAUCACUCUUGACAUACUGCAGAAAACUCGGAUUGGCAUGACAGUUAAUUCAUUAAGGAAAUCAUCUAGUGAUGAUGAAGUCAUUACUUUAGCCAAAAGCUUAAUAAAAGCUUGGAAGAAAUUAUUAACAGACACUCCAAGUUCAAAAGGUGAUGGUAAUGGAAAUAGUAGGGAAUCCAAGGGAGAUAUCUCUAAUGGCAGUACAGCUUCCCAGAAAUCUGAAUCUAGUAAAGAAUCCUCAUCUAAGGGACAACCUUCAUCCAAGCCUUCAACUCCAAAACAAACUACUUUUCCUGCUGAGACUUCAAAUUCUGUAAGAAUAAAAUGCCGAGAAUUGCUAGCUGCUUCUCUAAAAGUUGAUGAACAAGAGGAUGAUUUUGGAAAUCCUGAUGAUUUGGGUGCAAAAAUAGAAGAUUGUAUAUUUGAAGAGUUUGGUGACACCAAUAUGAAAUACAAGAAUAGAGUCCGUAGCAGGGUUGCUAACUUGAAAGAUUCAAAAAAUCCUGCAUUGAGAGUAAAUGUUUUAAAAGGAUUGAUUGAGCCUGCUAGAAUAGCUGUCAUGACAGCAGAUGACAUGGCAAGUGAGGAAAUGAAAAACCUUCGUCAAAAAUUUACCAAAGAAGCAAUAAAUGAUGCCCAAAUGGCUGUAACUGGUGGUACUAAAACGGACUUACUGAAGUGUGGAAAGUGCAAAAAGAGCAACUGUACAUACAAUCAAGUGCAGACUAGAAGUGCUGAUGAACCUAUGACAACUUUUGUAUAUUGCAAUGAGUGUGGACAUCGGUGGAAGUUCUGCUGAAAACUUUCCCCCUCAAAAGAAUUUUUUUUCUGCAAAUCAACUGGAAAGUGCACAGAUUUAAUCCUUUGCUGGUGUCUAGUGUAAAUAGUCAUUAUUAUGUGGUUGGAGUGUGUGCAUUGUUAAAAGCAACAUUGUCAUCUUGUCCACUUUUCAUAUUUUGUAAAGACAUGAUUGAAAUUUUUCUAUGUUACAUUAAAGAUUGACUAUAUUAUGUAGUCUUACAUAUUGCAAUUUAUUUAGUUAUUGUAUGUCUAGAGUAAAAGUUAUAAGCUUUUUUUUUUGUAAUUUUUGUGACAAAAUUUGGACUAAUUUAUUCUUUUAUCUCCAUAAUUUUAAUUCUUCUUUUUUUUCUAUAUUACAUACAUAAAUUUAGACUUAGAAACUGAACUUGAUAUUCUUUAAUGUGUAGAAAAGAAAUGAAAAAAUUACUGAUAAAUUUAUUAGUCAAUCUGACCUAGUUGUCAAAAUGACUUUUAAAUUCAUUUAUAUUGUCUUGAAUAACAAAACUUAUUGUGUUAAAAAAAAAAACUAAAAUUAUUAAUAAUUUUGAAGUUAAGUACCAAAAUUGAUUUUUCUAUUAAAAAAAUAAGCAAGAAUAAAAAAAAGAGUAAAUUUUUUUUUCAUAAAUUCCUUUUUUUAGUUGGUAACUAAUAGUUAUACCACAUUUUUCAAUUUUUUUUUUUUUUUUAAUUUAAUGGAAAAAUUUUAAAUUUGUUAAAGAAAAACUUACAUAUUGUUUCUUGUGUCAAUUUUUAUUGCUUCAAUACAAUUAUUAGAAAUCAUUAUUCACUUUAAAUAAUUAGGGUUAUGUUUCUUUAUUUUUUAAAAAUUUUCAUUUGGUAAAUAUAUUACAUUCCUAGUUGUACCACCUAAUUUGUUAUUCUGUGUUUUGGGAAAAGCAAUAGGUUUUAUGAGAUUCGUUUUUGUACCUCACAUAUGCCAAGUGUCUUAUAAUCCAUAUUCCUUUGUAUUUAUUUUAUUUAAACACUAAACUUUUAUGAGGAAAUUUUAAGUUGCCAUCAACCAUUAAAGUUUUUUUAAUUCAAAUUUUAUUGAAAAUUUAAUACUGUGCCAUCUCAGGUAAAUAUGAAUUCUAAUGCUUCUAAUUCUUACCUUUGUGUAUCAAUCCAGAAGGAACAUGGUUAACUUUUAAAGAGAUUAUAUUAAUUUUUUCUCUGCAAUAUUUUAAAGACCUGUUUUCACUCUUUUGAUCAUAUCUGUUAAAAAAUUAAAAAUGUUUGAAGAAAAGAAAUAUUUUUUCAUUCAUUUUCCUGGCUAGAGAUUAUUUUUUUUCUUCUGUAAAUUUGUUUUCUUUGUGUAAUUUUUUGAGAAAAAUUUGUAGAACAGUUACUGUUGUUGAAUACCUUUUUAUGUAUCUUUUCUAUUCUUAGUAUAACCUAGGUUUAUUUGUUAAAAUAAGGAAAACGCUCAAUUUAUGGUUCAGGUUUUGUUCAAAUAUGUGUGAUUUUUUUUAAAAACUUUUUUUUCUAUUACUGAGUUACUCUUAAGAUUAUAAAAUGUAUGUUAGAAAUUUCCCCUUAAAUUUACCAGAGCAUUAAGUUGUGUGUCAUGUUUUAUAUUUAGCUGUAAAUUUGUAAACCUUUUAAUUUUUGAAAAAAAGUUAACAAUUGUAGAUUUUAAGACAGGUUGGAAUUGAUUGUAAAGUAUUUUAUUGGUUUGUAGAUGACGUUAAGUAAUUCACAAAAUAAAAAUAUUCAUUCAUUGUCAA
Molecule: messenger RNA, 2827 nt
Organism: Parasteatoda tepidariorum (common house spider)
Lineage: Eukaryota; Metazoa; Arthropoda; Arachnida; Araneae; Theridiidae
Gene: TfIIS
Product: RNA polymerase II elongation factor
Biological process (GO): DNA-templated transcription; transcription elongation by RNA polymerase II
Cellular component (GO): nucleus
Molecular function (GO): zinc ion binding; nucleic acid binding
Source: RefSeq, a predicted model, not a curated record